AUAAUGGUGUCUAUUGUUUUCGGCGAUCGUCAGAAUAUGUUUAAGACAAUUCUAUGUCUCAACUUCUGGUUUUUAUCAAGCUUUGCUUACGUAUUUGCUGAUAAUAGGGAAAAAGUCAUAAGAUGUAUAGCUGGCAAUGUUACCAUUCAGUUUAAACCCAAAUUGGUAGAUGACAAAGAGGUGAAGAUGUACGUAUGGAACAAGGUCCGAGGCGUAAACAAAGAUCCAAGCUUUGCCAAGUUUGAACCUAGCGUUUCAUCACAGCUUGAGAUAUAUUUUAAUGAAGAGCACCAGGUUCAGAAUCGAUUAAUCCACUAUCCCGAUGAGCCUGCUACCUUAUACCUCACAAAUUUAAAGAAAAGUGAUCAACAGCAGUACACCCUCGCUCUUAGCUAUGUUGAUUAUAUUGGAACACCCACAGAAUAUAUUAUAGACCUAGAAGUACAAGAUGUUUGUUUUGAAAAACCAAAAGAAGUGGGCAAGUGUGCAGUUACAACAUGUUAUACAGGAGUCAAUGGGGUACUGAAGACCCAAGAUGGCGCGAAGCAGACAGUGAUGGGAUAUAAACAAGUGAAGGUCUGUGAUGAAGCGACUUCAGGCAACUAUUCAUGCUGUAAUGCUGCAGGAACCUGUCUUGUUCAACCCUUACAAGAAUCCACAGAUCCUAAGGAACUGAUGAGUUGCAAAGAUGAACAAAUAGAUGGAAUAUUAUGGAAUACUGCUAUGGCGGGUAAAACUUUAAAGGAGCCGUGUCCUAGAUAUCAAAAGGGAGUGGCAACAAGAUUUUGUGAUGAACAUGGAGAAUGGGAACCUCCAAACUUUAUCAACUGCACCAACGAAGCUUUAGUGAAUGCAUCGUCACUUUUGGAAAGUAUCAUCGGAAAUGAAACACAGGAUCAAAUUAGAAUCCAGGAGACAGUUAACAAUACUCUACAACUGAUGAAAAACCUGACGUCGUCAACAAAUGGAAUCGGUGCUGGUGAUCUGAGUUCGUCUCUGGGCGUUUUAGAGAAGAUUGUAACAGUAACCAACGCUACAGGAUUAGCUAUCGAAAAAGAGGUAUUUUACGCUGUUAUUGAUAACAUUUUGUCGCCCGAUAACUCAAACUCUUGGACUACUGUAAGCAAAGAGACAGAAAAAGACCCCAGCUUUCUCCUAAAAAAUAUGGACCGUUUCAGCAAGAUUACACUCCAAAACGACAAUAUUACAGCGACUAAAUUUACCGGAUCUAAUUUUGAGCUUGUUAUCAACCAAACAAAAAUCGAUGAAACGGGGAUACGUUUUCCGGAUAAACAAUCAAACAACGUUUCUCAAAACUCCAAAGAACAUCCUACCGUUCUAGAAUUACCAAAACAAGCAUCAAACGCUACAAAAGCGAUCAACUAUGUUGCUGUUCUAUAUAAAACAAUGUCAGACAUUCUGGGAUCUGAUCCUAACAGUAAAGAGUUGAAAUGUAAACAGGGGGAAAAGUCUAAGCAAAGAUCCUUUGUCAAUUCCCCAAUAUUGUCCCUCACGACCCAGACAGACCUAGGAGUGUUGGAUCCACCUCUCAAUCUUAUAUUUGGACACACUGUCAAAAAUGAGUCUACAGAAAUGCGCGCUGUAUGUGUAUCAUGGGAUUUUAAUCUAAAUAAAUGGUCUGAGGAGGGAUGCACUGUGAACCGAACAGAUCGUCAGAAAACAGUUUGCCAUUGCAACCAUCUCACAAACUUUGCUAUUUUAAUGAGACCAUACACUCAGGUAACAGAAGAAAGUCCAUUCUUAAAAACGAUGUCACUUGUUGGGGUAGCUCUCUCCAUAGCUUUUACGUUUCUUACUUCUUUGAUUUACAUCCUGACAUGGAGAUUUAUCAGGAGUGACAAAAACAUCAUGAUGCUGAAUAUCUGUGGAUCGUUAAUACUGUCGUAUACAAUUUUCAUAUCGUUAGUCGAACAGACAGAGAAUGAGGUUGCUUGCGUCGCGAUAACGGCCAUUAUCCACUACCUUUUCUUAGUGACCUUCUUCAGUAUGCUUGGGUUAGGUGUAUAUUACUUCAUGAGUAUUACAGUGACUUACUAUGCCCUGUAUGUUGCAAACAACUUCAAGUCUAAAUCAAGGGUUCGUUGGUUUCUGGGUGGAAUCUGGGGUAUACCGGUCAUUAUUACUGCAACAAAUCUUGGAGCGUUUUGGGGUAAAGGAUACCACCUAAAGUCGUACUGCUGGUUGUCCAUCGAAAGUGGCUCUCUCUAUUUGUUUAUCAUUCCAGUUUGUCUGAUUAGUUUGAUCAACAUUCUUAUAAUUGUUUCACUUUUGAGGGUGUUGUUUGCUUCGAGGAUAGUGGCAAGAUCUUCACUGCAGAGGAAAGCGUCAUCCGGUCUGCGGUCACUCGGAACACUUCUGCCAGUUCUAGGAGUGACUUGGCUGUUCGGAAUCCUGGCAGUUAACGAAAAUGCAGUUGUGUUUCAGUAUUUGUUUGUCAUUGCAAAUUCAUUCCAGGGGUUCUUCAUUUUUGUUUCACACGUUUUGUUAGACAAAAAGGUUAGGCAAGGCAUAUGGAAUAGAUACCCGAGUUUGAGUACAAUAUUGAGUUUUGCUGAGCGAGGGACAAAAGAAACUACUCUUAGUUCACAAAGCCCGUCGACAUCUAAAUCAAAUGAACCAUUGAUGAAACAGAAAAAGAGUUUGCUUAAAAGAAUUCGGCAAACCAAAGAGAAGAAGUCUGAGUUAUCAAUGUCAGAAAAAACGAUGUCUACAAGUUGUCCACAAAGUGUUUCUCAUGAAAAAAGAAAUGAAACAAAUUCUGAUUAAACUUCUAAUUUGUGAAAGAAAGAGAGAAAUGUCGCAGACCAGAGGAAAAGAACAAUUUUAACAUAAGUUAACUGUAAAAUGUUAAAUGUACAAAUUUGGCUCUUACCUUUUACUCGGAUAUUUCUCAUAGAUUUAUGGUGCAUCCAAUAAGGUGGUUUAAAUGUAUUUUUACGAUAGAUUCCUCACAGUGUAUGACUUAUUUUAGUAUUGAUCGUUCGGUAUGAGAUCUUUUAUAUACAUGUAGUCAUAAAGAAAGCAUAUUAACAAUUACGUUCCAUUUUCACAAUAUAUUUUUAGUUCGUUGUAAGAUGAGAUGAAAUUUUAAAAACAAGUUAUUUUUGUGUCUGCUUUAUCAAUGCUUAAUUCUACUUGCAUUAUAUCUGCAAUUUAAUAAAAAAAAUUAAAUACUACAUAAGCAACUUAUAUUCGUUCAUCAAUGUUAUAUUAAUUUAAUUACAUGAUUGCAGAACUUAAGCGUCAUGAAGUUAAAAACAGUUAUUACCUUCAUUGUUGAACAUAAACAAUACUUUUGAAUUUUAAGAAAUAUAUAUACCUGACUGUAUACAUGUACCAUAGACAGGUGUUUUUUGACUGUUAAUCCUAUUCUCAUUUGAUAAACUAUUUUAUGCAACCUCUUUUAUACUGUUGGUUUUUUUCUAUUCUUUUGUAUUCUUUUUAUCAUAAUAUAUAUAUAUUAUCUUGUUUUUUUUUUUAUUUGUAACUCACCAAUGCAAAAAGUAGCUUUAAAAAAAACAUAUAUACAUAUUGCUUUGAUAAAUAUGUUUGUUUCGUUUAGUGAUUUCUUUUUUCACUACAUGUAUUUUCAAACAGGAUGGAAAUACCAUAGGAAGCAUUUUAUUUUUCUAAUAAUUUAUAGGUGAAAUACGAAACACAACUGUGAAUCAAUUCCAGACAUUAAACGUAGCUGAAAUCUAGAAUAUCAUUUAGUCUAUACAAUAUAAGUAUAGUAAAUAUAAGUAAGUAAAAGCAAAAUGUUCAAUUUUAUGUUGCCCGAAAAAAGAAAAAGCUUAUUAAUGGGGGGGGGGGGGGUCGUCUGCAAUCAUUAAGAGUUAGUUCAACUUUGUUUUUCAGGUGGACAAUGCAUUGAUUUCAUUGAUUAUUGAGUUGUAACAAGACAUAUUUUACAAAGCCUGUCAAAUGAAUAAUGAUAUACUUUAAACAAGUCUUAGAACAAAAGUCUUGAGAAGAAAGCAGAAAAAACAAAAUAACAUCGUUGAGCACAUGAAACACAGCCAUAUGAAUGUUUCAUAAGAUUUCUUAAUAAUCUAAACUAUAACAAUUAUAAGUUAUUUUCAUUCAUUUAUUUUUUUGGCCAAAAUAUAUGAUAUAUUGAAGAAGCGCCGUUUUUUCUUCCGACGGAAACUUUUGUAACUUGGUUUAAAAGUCUAACAAUUUCGCAUAUAAUAGACAUUUUUUCCAUCACGUCUAAGCAAGCGAUGGAGUAUCUUUUCUGUUUAUUCUCGAACAUAGUUGUUACAUUGUAGGAUCAAGAAA
Magallana angulata is the source of this 4302-nucleotide messenger RNA. Its product is annotated as adhesion G protein-coupled receptor E3-like. The record is from RefSeq and is a predicted model, not a curated record. Gene Ontology annotation, biological process: negative regulation of angiogenesis; cell surface receptor signaling pathway; adenylate cyclase-activating G protein-coupled receptor signaling pathway. Lineage: Eukaryota; Metazoa; Mollusca; Bivalvia; Ostreida; Ostreidae. Gene Ontology annotation, molecular function: G protein-coupled receptor activity. Gene Ontology annotation, cellular component: membrane. The transcript is spliced from 25 exons. The coding region runs from base 4 to 2787 and encodes 927 amino acids.